Chara braunii is the source of this 999-nucleotide messenger RNA. NCBI's taxonomy places the organism in Eukaryota, Viridiplantae, Streptophyta, Charophyceae, Charales, Characeae. The record is from the annotation of a GenBank genome assembly.
GCUGUCUGCACGAUCGCUCCGCUUGCUGGUCGAUAGAGCUCCUCCUCCUGCAUCUUCAGCGGCGAAGAGAGGCAGAAGAUCAAGCCGGAGAUUACCAUCCCGUCGAACGGCGUGCUGAAGCUGCACCUUUCGAGGACAAGAGCGAUGGCGCGCAGUUUGUUUCCGGCGAUGGUGGUCACGGCGGCUUUGUCCGUCGUGACGAUCCUGAGUGCUGUGACGCCUGCCUUCGCAGGCGCGCCGGAGCUCACCAUUAGCUCGAUCAUUUUCGCCGGCAGCGGCUGCAGCUACAGCGACUCAACCAUCGCGCUCUCUCCCGACUACUCCUCCAUCACAUUGGUCUUCGACAAUAUGAUUGCCACCACUGAUGCGGGCUCGAAGGGUCUGAGAAAGUUCUGCCAGCUUUCCUUGUCGCUGGAUUAUCCACGUGGUUGGAGUGUCACGCUGGGCUCGGUCACCGGCAGCGGGUUCCUCGACAUCGCCAAGGGCUCCAAGGGCGUGUACGAGACGCAGUUCUACUUCUCCGGCCAACCUGGUACGCCCACGAUAACGCGCACAUUCCCCGGCCCUCAGACCGGGAACUUCAAGAUCACCGACAGUUUCCUUACGCUUGUCUACAGCAAGUGCAACGUGACGCCUAACCUCAACAUCAAGCUUGUGGUCAGCGUGGAGGGCAGCAAGGCCGUGGUUGGGCUCAAUUCGUCGGACUUAAAGUUCAGCCUCAUUUUCGGUCUCCUAUGGAAGAACUGCUAAGUUACAGUCGGAAGGCAGCAUCUCGUGCACCGAGCGGGUGGGAGCGGCGGCAGUCGUUAUGAUCAAGCAGGAGCGAUGGACGGAGUGGAGGGAAAGAGGAUGAGUGGAGCUGGCGACCUGGUCACAUUCAUGCUAAUAGCUGUAGAGGAUGGCGGUGCACAGAGUGUGUGGUUGCAGCCAGAAUGGCUGGGUUCUGAGUAAGUAUGAGGUGAGAAGGGGUCAAAAUGUUAAAGCCAUCCACUCCGCGAG